CAGGCAUGGCACUAGUAGUACUGUAUCAAACGAUAAGCGGGGGACCGAGUAGCUGCUCGCCUCGAGUCCCUCCAGCUCUUUUCUCCCCCCACGCCCGGGCCCUCCACCAGCACUGGUCCGGCGACACAUACACGAUGCGCGCCGCCUCCGUCCUCCCGCCCGAGCUCUUCGACGAGUCGAUCGACCACCUCUGGGACGACCCCAAGUCGCUCGCGGCCUGCGCGCUCACAUGCCGCAGCUGGGUCGGCACGAGCCGCCUCCACCUCUUCCGCACCGUGCGCAUCCAGAACGCGGACCAGUGCGCACGCUUCGCGGCCCUCCUCCAGAGCGCGCCCGUCAUCGCGCAGUGCGUGCGCAGGUUUACCGUGAGCGCGGAGUACAAGGGCGUCGAUGAAUCAGGCCGGCCUUUCCUGCACAAGCUCGAGCGGGUCACGACGAUCGGGCUGUCGCGCGUGCGAUGGCAUACGCUCCUGCCAGAAACGCAGGCUGCUUUCUUCAAGUUCUUCGCGCGCGUGCGAACGCUCUUCAUGUUCGAGGUGCGCUUCGAGGCGUCGCGCGACGUGCUGGACUUCUUGGGAGCCUUCCCCGCGCUGAACGAGCUCUAUUUCCACGGAGUCGCGUGGAACAAGGAGAGCCCGGCGCUGCUGAACGCGCCCUCAGACGAGACGGCGAUCCAGGCGACCCGGAGGGAGAAGGAGUGCAUGCAUCUGUCGUACCUUCACCCAUCGGAGCAGCACCUGCGCACGAUCCAGCUGUGCUGGAGGGAGAUCGAGAACAUGAAGCUGGUGGGCGACCUAUUGCACGCAAGCGGGGCGGCGCUUGAACGGCUGCUGGUCGAGUUCCCGUCUGGUGUGCCGAGGAAGGUGCGACACCGUCCUAACAACCAGAUUAGCCUCGUUCACAACACCGGCCUGCGCUCCGUGCGUUUUGGCGGACUGGACGCGAAGGCCGCUGCGUCGCAGGGCUUCAUGUCGAACCAGCUCUUCCCGUGGUUCGAGAUCACCUCCGUGGCCGACCUGCUCAGCCUCGACUGGGCGCGGAUCGACCGCGACGUGUCGCGCGAAGAGUACAAGGGCUUGCUGGUGUACUUCUUUGUCGUGUGCCAGGACAUGACGCCAAAGGCCGAGAAGGAGAUCCGCAACCUCAUCGCGGACCGGUUGCAUGGCCUGCGCGAGCGCGGGACGCUGUGCGUCUCGUGCGUCUAAUUAUGAUGGUGAGGUCUGUUCUUACUUGCCAGGUGGACGCGUCCGCCUCGCGUGCCCAUUCUCUUGCUUUUGAGGGGUUUAUUGCUAUGCUAUUGGGGUUUUGCUCUGCUGCUUUCUCUCACUGGAUCUCCUCGGGCUUUAAAUAGGCUAAUAUUGUAGACAGCUUCUGACAGGGAUCUACUUGGGACUUAUGUGUAGGGUAAUGUGUGUCACUCGUAGAUAUUGACUGACCUUGCUUGCUUUUGGGUUUUGUGGUGGGUGCGUUGCGGAUUAUACCUCUCGCGAGCAAGACAUAUGCGCGUUUGUGAAUGGCUUGUGUGAGUGCGAUGUUUCGCUUCAUCGCG
Fomitopsis serialis is the source of this 1549-nucleotide messenger RNA. RefSeq lists its product as uncharacterized. The transcript has 6 exons. NCBI's taxonomy places the organism in Eukaryota, Fungi, Basidiomycota, Agaricomycetes, Polyporales, Fomitopsidaceae. Gene Ontology annotation, molecular function: protein binding. The record is from RefSeq and is a predicted model, not a curated record. Bases 6 to 1205 code for a protein of 399 amino acids.